Molecule: messenger RNA, 566 nt
Organism: Austrofundulus limnaeus
Lineage: Eukaryota; Metazoa; Chordata; Actinopteri; Cyprinodontiformes; Rivulidae
Product: golgin subfamily A member 5
Biological process (GO): retrograde transport, vesicle recycling within Golgi; Golgi organization
Cellular component (GO): Golgi cisterna; Golgi membrane
Source: RefSeq, a predicted model, not a curated record
CACAUGUUGACUUUAUUUUUGCCUUUGUGUUGGUGUCAUCAGGAUGCAACAUGUCUUGGUUCACUGACUUGGCUGGGAGAGCUGAAGACUUCCUGAACAAGGUGGACCAAGGAGCUGCCACGGCCCUGAGCAAGAACCAGACAAGAACAUCAUCAUACAGGGAGGAGUGUUCUGUUACAAACCAGUUCAGCUCUGCAGAGUACCAGUCUGAGCAGACUGGGACACACCACACCUACACAGCCUCUCAUGAAGCAUCAGGCUUCAUCUCUGCUGCAGCAGGGAACAUCAAGAGAGCCAGUGCUGGUGCCACCAUGCUGGCUGGCACUGCCAGUGUGCCCAUUACUGCUCCUGUUUCUGACACCAGUGCUUCAAACUCGACCAAGACCUCAGCUGGCUUCGUGAGGCCCAGGAAGAGUGAGCAGGAUGUGGAUGACGACAUGCUCUUUAACUUCCUGAACAGCUCCGACCCUCCGGCUGCCAGCAGGAGGGACUCCAGAAGAGAACAUGGGAAGAUGACCCCUUCCACCACAGAGGCACCUAAUCCCACCCCUCCACCUCCCACCACC